CUUCCACAGAAGGGUAGGAGAAAAGCCAUGGCCGACAAGGUCCUGAAGGAGAAGAGGAAGCAGUUUAUCCGCUCAGUGGGCACAGGUACCAUAAAUGGCUUGCUGGAUGAACUAUUAGAGAAAAGGGUGCUGAACCAAGAAGAGAUGGAGAAAAUAAGAGAUGAAAAUGCUACAGCUAUGGACAAAGCCCGAGCUUUGAUUGAUGCUGUCAUUCGGAAAGGACAACAGGCAAGCAACAUUUUCAUCAUGUACAUUUGUAACAAUGACAGCUACCUUGCAGAGAAGCUGGAGCUCUCCCCAGCUCCUCCGGAAAUCAAGGCUGGACCAGCUGAGUCAGCAGAAUCUACAGAUACCCUCAAGCUUUGCCCUCGUGAAGACUUCCUGAGAUUGAGUAAAGAACGGGCUGGAAAGAUCUACCCCAUAAAGGAGAAAAAGGAUCGCACUCGCCUGGCUCUCAUCAUAUGCAACACAGAGUUUGACCAUCUUGAGCGGAGAAAUGGGGCUGACCAUGACAUUGUGGGGAUGAAGGGGCUGCUUGAGGGCCUGGGCUACAGUGUGGAUGUAAAAGAGGAACUCACAGCCAGGGAUAUGGAGUCUGUGCUGCGGGAAUUUGCUGCCCGACCAGAGCACAAGUCCUCAGACAGCACCUUCGUGGUGCUCAUGUCUCAUGGCAUCCUGGAUGCAAUCUGUGGAACGAAGCACAGUGAGGGAACAUCGGAUGUGCUGCCUUAUGACACCGUCUUCCGGAUACUCAACAACCGCAACUGCCCUAUUCUAAAGGACAAACCCAAGGUCAUCAUUGUCCAGGCCUGCAGAGGUGCAAACCGUGGGGAAGUGUGGGUCAAUGACUCUCCAAAAGCCUCGGCAGACAGCUUCUCACAGUCCCCUGAGAACCUGGAGGAAGAUGCUGUUCACAAGACCCAUGUGGAAAAGGACUUCAUUGCUUUCUGCUCCUCCACCCCACAUAACAUGUCCUGGAGAGACAAAACAAAGGGCUCCUUCUUCAUCACACAGCUCAUCACAUGCUUCCAGAAAUACUCUUGGUACUGUCACCUACUGGAAGUAUUUCAGAAGGUACAACAAUCAUUUGAAACACCAAGUGUUCGAGCCCAGAUGCCCACCAUCGAACGACUAUCCAUGACAAGAGACUUCUACCUCUUUCCUGGAAAUUGAACAUAGAAACCACAGGCAGCCCAGCCUUCCUUUAUCAACGCCAAGAAGCACCUUUACCAGUACUGCGCAAGCAUUUAACCUUUUGUAUUUCAAUAAAAGUGAAAACAAA
Microcebus murinus (gray mouse lemur) is the source of this 1282-nucleotide messenger RNA. Its product is annotated as caspase-1-like. Gene Ontology annotation, biological process: regulation of inflammatory response; regulation of apoptotic process; proteolysis. Lineage: Eukaryota; Metazoa; Chordata; Mammalia; Primates; Cheirogaleidae. Gene Ontology annotation, cellular component: NLRP3 inflammasome complex; AIM2 inflammasome complex; IPAF inflammasome complex. The record is from RefSeq and is a predicted model, not a curated record. Gene Ontology annotation, molecular function: cysteine-type endopeptidase activity; caspase binding.